AUGACCCAUGUUGCUGACAGUCGGAAGAUAUCUGCCUUCAUGAGCAUCAAGAAUGGGGGGAAAUUCUUGGUGUAUCCCUCGGGCUCAACCCCUAUGCGCGAGUGGGCUUCACCCGACACUUUUGCAGCCUUGCUCCCAGACCUCUUUCCUUAUGGCUGUGGCGUGUUUGAGGAUCCCCUCCGCCCAAAGAAGGAUCGACGGUUUGCUAUGCACACCACCUUCCCCUUCAUCUGUCUCAACAUCAUCCAGCGACGCCAGUCGUCUUACCAGGCGUCACUGCAGACGCCUCUGUCCACCUUUGACCAUCUCGCUCCUCUUCUCGAGGCAGUAACGGUGGACACUCUUGCGUCCAUCCAGGCGAAGCUCGCUAAGCUGAAGCCAGGUGUUCGUUUCAACCCAGAGACUGAGGCAGAGAAGGGUGCGACAGCGCUCUUGCGCAAGGUGACUCUAAUGUCGUCUUCCAUGUUUGGGUCUGUUGGCUCACAUCGGAACAUGAGGGAAGAGCUCCGUGCCCUCCUGCGGGAUUCUGGCAUGCCUAGCUUGUUUGUGACUCUCAACCCGGCGGACUCGAAGAAUUUUGUGGUCAGUGUGAUGGCGGGGCGAGAUGUUGAUCUGGAUGAGAGGCUUGGCUUGGGUGAUGAAGUGAAGGAGGAGGUUUCUCAGAGGUUCUCGGCGGCGUCGACGUAUCACGGUGCUUGUGCAGAAGGUUUCCACUUCAUGGUGGAGAAGUUUAUUGACGUCUUCCUCGCAUACGGCUCCCCCGAGGGUGGCAUCUUUGGCAAAUGCCUCAACCACUACGGCGUCGUCGAAGCUCAGGGAAGGGGAGCUCUUCACAUCCACAUGCUUAUCUGGCUGGAGCACGCCCCUUCGCCGCUAGAGCUCAGAAAGCAUGCGAAGGAAGACCCUGAGUGGGCCGCUGAAGUUGGGCGAUAUCCUCCUUGUGACGAUGACGCCCUUGCCUUUCGCCAACGUGGUGAACAUUGGUCCCUUCCUCUUCUGCAGCCGCCACCUCACCUCCCACCUGAUAUGUCUGAAGAAGACUGGCAGAGGGUACGGCAGGAUGUGUUGGAGGUCUUGGAGUGCGGUCAACUGCAUGACCACUCCUUUACUUGCUUCAAGCACCUGCCUAAACUGCGUCGGGCUCAGAAGGAGGAGGUUUUGCAGACGCACUUCAAUGACGACGGCACCAUCGAUAUCAAGCGCACACAUCCAAAGCUAAACAUGUACAACCUCAUCCUGGUAGCAGCGUUUUGCUGUAACAUGGACAUCAAGUUUGUUGGCUCGGGGAUGAUGGGGAUGGCUGCUGUGUACUACAUCAGCAACUACAUCUCCAAAGUCGCCCUCGACACCCCAACAAUGUUCGCAGCGAUUGAGGCCAGGUUCAGGCGAUUACAGCGAAACGCUGUAUCAUGA
Messenger RNA from Cryptococcus wingfieldii CBS 7118, 1413 nucleotides. RefSeq lists its product as hypothetical. Lineage: Eukaryota; Fungi; Basidiomycota; Tremellomycetes; Tremellales; Cryptococcaceae. The transcript has 4 exons. The record is from RefSeq and is a predicted model, not a curated record. Bases 1 to 1413 code for a protein of 470 amino acids.